AUGGCUGCUCCCUCGAAGCAGUCUUCCCGAUGGGGAUCAUUUCUGCAGCAGGCUGUCGCGGGGGUAGAGUCAAGGCUGGAUAAUAUCCUGGCCGAACAGGACGAAAAUGCCCCUCCAGCUAAGAAUCCGGCCUCGACCAAACCUGCGGCUGCUGCUGCAACAAAGUCUGAAGGCCCUUCGCGAUCAGCUUCAGCAAGCAAUAGAACCAACGAUCGAUUACAAGAACGUUUAGCAAGAGCAAUUGCUGCGAAAAAUACAGCGGCACAGAAAGCAGAGAAGGGAGAUGCUUCAGCUCCGCCAUCAGCUACUCCUUCACGGACGGGAAGCCCUGCCACAAUCGCUGAUAGCCCCAGAGCGAGCACAGAUACCGAGCCUGUCACUGAUACGAAUGAUGGCAACGAUGUAUCUAUUGCGAAACCUCAAUCUGACGAGACCCAAACUCUACAAGUUCCCUCCAUAGAAGGCCUAUCCGCUGCGGCACUGCCCGAACCGACGGUCGUUGAGCAGCCAAAAGGGGACAAUCAAGAUAUGAAUGGACUUGCGCCCAAACCUGAGGGAGAAGCAUCCCCACGCCCGUCUGCAGAGUCGACACGGUCGAGUAUGCCUCGAGCAUCUACAGAUUCUACAAGACACACCUCUGGUGCUCGGUCGUCCUCAGACAUACAAACCAACGAUCCUUCUGGCAUAACUCUGCAGUUGAAGAACUCUGAGGAUUAUGAUGUCCUUAAACAACUACAGUCCGAUUUCGAAAAAUCGGAAUUACAACGGCAGGAGGAGGUGCACGGGUAUAUCGAGCGCAUUGAUGCACUACAGUCUAAAUUGCAGUAUCUGGCGAAAGAGAGUACGGAUGCAGCUCGGAAUGCAAGCGGCGCAGCACCCGCGGGUAGCUUAGAGAAGAGAUUAGCGGAUAAAGAGGAGCAGAUUGGAUUGUUGAUGGAGGAGGGCCAAAAGUUGUCGAAAAAGGAGCUCAAUCACUUAGCCACGAUUAAGAAGCUGCGGGCAAAGGUACAAGAAGAUGGCAAGGAGCUUGCUGAGGCUACUAAAAAACAAGAGAAAGCUGUAGCGGAUGCUACCUUGGCUAUGGACCGUUUGAAGCGGGCCCAGAAUAAAGAAAAGCGACUCGUCGAGAAGGAGAAGCAGGUUGCUCAAUUACAGCAAGAUAUUGAUUCCCUGAAGUCCGAUAGAGACGCGAAGGACUCCACUAUAACUGAACUCAAACGCCAGCUAGAUGAGGCCGCCACCCAGGAGAAGGAGGCCGAAGCCAAGCUCGUCCAUGAGUCAUUGGAGGCUGAAAAAAAACGGGUUUCAGACCUUGAGGAGGAGCUGUCGAAUCUUAAAAUCGAAAAGGAUCUCGUAUCUGACAGGGCUCAGGCGCAGCUAAAACAAUUGCGGGAGAAAAUGGAGAAGGAUUCCGAGCAUACACGAAUGGCAGAGUUAGAAAUGAAGACGGAACAACAGAUGCUAGAAAGCAAGUUGGAAGUCAUGAGAGCAAGAGCGGAAGAGGUCUCAUCAGGGACGGGGGGUGAUGCUCAGGCGAAAUUAUUACGCCAGAUUGAGACUCUACAAACCCAGUAUGCGGUAGCAAGUGAUAAUUGGCAAGGUAUUGAGGCCUCCCUGAUAGCACGGGCGACGAAUCUUGAGAAAGAAAGGGAUGAAGCUGCGCGGAGAGAGGCUGAUAUCCGGAAGAAAGCUCGCGCAGUGACCUUAAAAGCCAAACUCAACGAGGACGAGCUUGAAGCAUCGAAAUCCACGAUGCCUAUUCUCCAGCAAGAGCUUGUUGACCACAAGUCUAAACUUGAUACUUUGCAACAGCGGGUGGCUGUAGCUGAAUCAACUUUGGCCGAAGCCCGAGCUACAUUUGAGCGCGAAAAGCAAUCGUGGCAAGCAGAGUUGUUGCGGCGCGUUGAAGAGGAAAGGGCUAAGUGGCAAGAGGAGGCGGGGUCCCCUGGCCAUCUCCGUGCAGAGUCCCCUGUGACAUCGACAAGGAGGGGUCUCACGACUGAAUUCUUAGGACUCCAAAAUCUGCAACUACGGCGAGCCUCCGCACGUUCUGUAAAUAGUGACGCACCCGCUGUGGAAGGCAUCUUAGCUCGCCGUCUUUCAUCUCAACCUCCUGGUCCAAUUUCAGGCCAUGGAACACCAACAAGACAAGAUUCCACUCAAUCCUUCAAAGGAAACGGGGAGGUACCUGACGCACCGUCUAUCUUUACAGACCAAGAUGAUUUCUUCGAGAACAAUGUGUCUGUCGCCUCUCCGCAUCAAACCAUUAACGACAUGGUUUCUGUUUCCACCGCUGGAGCUGGCCCAUCUGUCCAGCUUAUGGAAAGAAUGAGCUCGGCUGUCCGGCGGCUUGAAAGCGAAAAAGCCGCCACUAAGGACGACAUCACAAGACUCUCUGCCCAGCGUGAUGAGGCGAGGGCUGAGAUAGUAUCUCUUAUGCGAGAACUGCAGGUUAAAAGGGAUGCAGAUAAGAGAGUUGCUGAACUUGAGGACCAAGUGAAGGAUAUCAACUCGAGAUACGAAACAACUCUGGAAAUGUUAGGGGAGAAGAGUGAGCUUGUGGACGAGCUUAAGAGCGAUAUCGAUGAUAUUAAGGCUAUGUAUAGAGAGUUGGUUGAGAGGACUAUUAAAUGA
Venustampulla echinocandica is the source of this 2634-nucleotide messenger RNA. RefSeq lists its product as uncharacterized. Gene Ontology annotation, cellular component: Golgi apparatus; endoplasmic reticulum. Lineage: Eukaryota; Fungi; Ascomycota; Leotiomycetes; Helotiales; Pleuroascaceae. The transcript is spliced from 3 exons. The coding region runs from base 1 to 2634 and encodes 877 amino acids. The record is from RefSeq and is a predicted model, not a curated record.